Molecule: messenger RNA, 1800 nt
Organism: Closterium sp. Naga37s-1
Lineage: Eukaryota; Viridiplantae; Streptophyta; Zygnematophyceae; Desmidiales; Closteriaceae
Source: the annotation of a GenBank genome assembly
AUGCUUCUAUCCUCCUCCUACAUGCUUCUAUCCUCCUCCCACAUGCUUCUAUCCUCCUCCCACAUGCUUCUAUCCUCCUCCCACAUGCUUCUAUCCUCCUCCUACAUGCUUCUAUCCUCCUCCCACAUGCUUCUAUCCUCCUCCUACAUGCUUCUAUCCUCCUCCCACAUGCUUCUAUCCUCCUCCCACAUGCUUCUAUCCUCCUCCCACAUGCUUCUAUCCUCCUCCCACAUGCUUCUAUCCUCCUCCCACAUGCUUCUAUCCUCCUCCCACAUGCUUCUAUCCUCCUCCCACAUGCUUCUAUCCUCCUCCCACAUGCUUCUAUCCUCCUCCCACAUGCUUCUAUCCUCCUCCCACAUGCUUCUAUCCUCCUCCCACAUGCUUCUAUCCUCCUCCUACAUGCUUCUAUCCUCCUCCCACAUGCUUCUAUCCUCCUCCUACAUGCUUCUAUCCUCCUCCUACAUGCUUCUAUCCUCCUCCUACAUGCUUCUAUCCUCCUCCCACAUGCUUCUAUCCUCCUCCUACAUGCUUCUAUCCUCCUCCCACAUGCUUCUAUCCUCCUCCCACAUGCUUCUAUCCUCCUCCUACAUGCUUCUAUCCUCCUCCUACAUGCUUCUAUCCUCCUCCCACAUGCUUCUAUCCUCCUCCCACAUGCUUCUAUCCUCCUCCCACAUGCUUCUAUCCUCCUCCCACAUGCUUCUAUCCUCCUCCUACAUGCUUCUAUCCUUCCCCCUUCCUCCUCCCACAUGCUUCUAUCCUCCUCCCACAUGCUUCUAUCCUCCUCCCACAUGCUUCUAUCCUCCUCCUACAUGCUUCUGUCCUCCUCCUACAUGCUUCUAUCCUCCUCCUACAUGCUUCUAUCCUCCUCCCACAUGCUUCUAUCCUCCUCCCACAUGCUUCUAUCCUCCUCCUACAUGCUUCUCUCCUCCUCCUACAUGCUUCUCUCCUCCUCCCACAUGCUUCUAUCCUCCUCCCACAUGCUUCUAUCCUCCUCCCACAUGCUUCUAUCCUCCUCCUACAUGCUUCUAUCCUCCUCCCACAUGCUUCUAUCCUCCUCCUACAUGCUUCUAUCCUCCUCCCACAUGCUUCUAUCCUCCUCCAAAAUGCUUCUAUCCUCCUCCUACAUGCUUCUAUCCUCCUCCCACAUGCUUCUAUCCUCCUCCUACAUGCUUCUAUCCUCCUCCCACAUGCUUCUAUCCUCCUCCUACAUGCUUCUAUCCUCCUCCCACAUGCUUCUAUCCUCCUCCCACAUGCUUCUAUCCUCCUCCUACAUGCUUCUAUCCUCCUCCCACAUGCUUCUAUCCUCCUCCCACAUGCUUCUAUCCUCCUCCCACAUGCUUCUAUCCUCCUCCUACAUGCUUCUAUCCUCCUCCUACAUGCUUCUAUCCUCCUCCUACAUGCUUCUAUCCUCCUCCUACAUGCUUCUAUCCUCCUCCUACAUGCUUCUAUCCUCCUCCUACAUGCUUCUAUCCUCCUCCCACAUGCUUCUAUCCUCCUCCUACAUGCUUCUAUCCUCCUCCUACAUGCUUCUAUCCUCCUCCUACAUGCUUCUAUCCUCCUCCCACAUGCUUCUAUCCUCCUCCCACAUGCUUCUAUCCUCCUCCUACAUGCUUCUAUCCUCCUCCUACAUGCUUCUAUCCUCCUCCCACAUGCUUCUAUCCUCCUCCCACAUGCUUCUAUCCUCCUCCUACAAGCUUCUAUCCUCCUCCUACAUGCUUCUAUCCUCCUCACGUAACACACUUUCUGUUAUUACCAGUAAAUAACGCACUUACUGUUAUUACCAACCAUACGGGUAAGUAA